CUGACUUGUUGACAAUAUUUUGUUAGAAAUCACAUCCCAAAAGGAUAUUUAAUUCAUUAUGUCCAGUAAAUGUUUCUUGGUUAACAGUUCCUGUAGGCAAGAUAGGUGACUCUUAGAGUUUCCUUCGUAAGUUUUGAUGUAAAAACAGUGGUCAGUUUGUAUCUUGGGACAUGGCAGCCAUCUCUUGGACCAAGUUGCUGCACCAGUAUCAGACAAUAAUCUCCAUGCUGGUAGUGGCUGAAUAUUUCUUUUUGCCUAGCCCAGAUUUUGAGCUUACGUAUUCAUGUGUGUAGUUAUGUACUUAUGACAGCUUAAUUAACUGAUAUAGUUGUAAGUAGAUCAUUUAAGGCAGAGUGAAUCUAACUACAGUGUUAACUAGAACACUAGUGUUCCUGCUGUGUUUGUGAAGGGUGCUGUUAGAGUUCAGAGGGACUCCUCUUGCCUAAAGAGUCUAACUCCUGUGGCCUCCUGCAGCCAUAAAGGGGGCCGUGCAUUAAUGUGAUCAUUUAGGCUUUCUCCCAUGGUCAGUGCCAAUCUCUCCCAUUUUCUGCUUCUGUCUGAGGAUGACAAAAAUUGCUCUGUGGAUGCCCUUCUGACUAUACCAGAAGCAUCAGUGACUAGAGCAGGCACAGAAUUCAUCUUCUAGGCACCCAGCAUGUGCUGCAGUGCAAGCAGCAUGUUGUCCUGCAAGCACUUAUGAACUGGGGGUUUUCUCUUACCAUGGGAGCUUUCCCAACUCAGCAUCACUCUUGCUGAUCAAGUUAACUUUAGCAACACACCUGUCCUUAGCAGGUCAUUGUGUUGUAAAUGCCCAUUAAAACUGUUUCAGGAUUUUUCCAGAUAGGAAGUUUUUACAAGCUUUAAAAUAGGGAAGAGUCAAAUGUAUUUUCUGAAUUGCUGAGUGCAUUGAAGCUCUAGCAGAGCUGGGUCCUCAUCUUUUCAUCAUUCUUGCCUCCUCAUCUUGGACCAUUGUCUCCUUUGAGCCUGUAGUUGGAGUCCUGAAGGACAGUACAUACAUCAGAAAUGUGGUGUGGCAACCAGAAUAAGAGCAAAGAAGACUCCCUUCAUUUUCCUUAUGUGGCACAACAGCACCAGUGACUAGAACUAGCACAGUAAGGCUCAAUUCACUUAAAAGUUGAAGGGAUGAAAGAUUGCAAGGACAGGUGCAAGGCUGCAUUCAUCUUUAAGGAGAUCAGUGUACCUGAGGAUCAGUCACGCUCAUGUUGCAGGGCUCUUUUCAAAUUGCUUCAGGUAUGAGCACAGGCAUUUUGAGACUUCUGCUCUGUGGCUUUCAGCCUCAUCAUUCUUUUCUCUAAAAUGAUUCCUUAAAUCAUAUAAAGCUAACCAUGCAAAGAAGAAAAGAAGAAAAACAGGUGUAUCACCUGACAGAAACCAGUGAGACCUAACCAGCAGCCAGAGACAUGCACAGACCUGGUGAAGUCUAAGCCUGCAGAUAAGCUGUGUUUUGCCCACGCCCAAGUCAGACACGACACAACUUCGGAGAGUUACAGAAUCCCUGGAUCUCUGACUCCCUUCAGUAAAUCUUGACGAUGUUCCUUGCUAAAGCUUUGCUGAGUGGAGGAAGUGGCAGUGGUCGUGGAGGGAGCCUUGCACGUGGCCUUGGAGGUCUCCUAACAGGAGGUGGUGGACAUGGAGGGAAUAUUGGAGGACUCGUCGGAGGUAUUGUCAAUCUUAUAAGUGAAGCAGCAGCUCAGUAUAAUCCAGAGCCACCUCCACCUCCUCGCAAUCACUUUACAAAUGUGGAAGCUUAUGAGAGCGACGAGAUCAGGCAGUUUCGUCGCCUUUUUGCCCAGCUGGCUGGAGAUGAUAUGGAAGUGUGUGCCACGGAGCUGAGGAACAUCCUGAACAAAGUUCUUUCCAGACAUCAAGACUUAAAGACAGAUGGCUUCAGCUUAGACACGUGCCGUAGCAUGGUAGCCGUCAUGGACUGUGACACAAACGGCAAACUGGGCUUUGAAGAGUUUAAGUACCUGUGGAACAACAUCAAGAAAUGGCAGUGUGUGUACAAGCAGUAUGUCACUGAUCAGUCAGGCACUCUUGGGAGAGCUCAGCUGCCAAACGCCUUGAAGGCUGCAGGGUUCCACCUGAAAGAAGAGCUCCGCCAGGUGAUCGUGCGCAGAUACGCCGACGAGGACGGCAGCAUGGACUUCAACAGCUUCAUCAGCUGCCUGGUGCGGCUGGACGGGAUGUUCCGCACCUUCAAGUCCCUGGACCGAGAUGGAAGUGGACAGAUCCAGGUGACCAUUGAGGACUGGCUGCAGCUGACCAUGUAUUCCUGAAGGCAUAGCAGAGAAGAACAAGCUUCGUCUGGAAGAUACACAGGGAAGGCUACAAUCCUGUGCUGUAGAACUGUAGUCUUUUCCUUGUUCUAAGGCAGAUGGAGCUAGUGGUAGAUGGCUCAGCUUCAAGUGUUGUGAUUCCUCUUGUGUAUGCAUUACUCUGCUUUUCUGAAGGGUUUGUGUAAGUUGUCAUCUGGAUAUAAGCCUGUCUCAGAAAACUAACUGGACUUUUAAAGUGAGGGAAUAUAUUGAAAGGAUCAAAGCUUCGCUAUUUCUUUACGUAAAGUAGCUUGUAUAUGAGUAUAACUAUUAUAUAAAAAGCUCCUAAAUUUGGUGUUGAUGUUGCUGUUCUGAUUUGUCAGCAGUCACUAAGCUUGAAUAAAAGUCUGUUUGCCUGAAGGCAAUCAGUGGUAGAGUCAUGUAGUUAUUUCUAACAGGGAAAAAACAUUAGAGCUGCAAUAACUGUAAUGACCAGGGAAUUUACAUAAUCAUUUAAUUUCCUUCCUACUGCUGCUUUUCAUGCUUGGCUGCUGAAGCAAAACCUGAGUUGUAUUGUCAGUUCUACCUGCUGGCCAGGGCAAAACUGAAAUCUUGUCUGAGGCUACUUUUACACCAGUUUUCUCCUUCCUACAAUUCUAGGAACUAAUCUUUUCUCUCUUUCCUUCAAGCUUUAGUAUAGUUAUAAUGCAAACAGCUUAAAUUACUACAUUUAUAUUUAGAGAAAUUUGCUAUAAUGAUGCAGUGACAUAGCAGACAGCUAGCCCAAAUCAACCUCUGGCUAUCCAAGUUAAAUUUCAUCAGGGUACAGCAUCCCACUCUGGCUUGUUAUGUAGUUCUGGCUAAGAUGUCAACUUUUGAGAAAGAAAAAGUGGAAUAACAUGAACUCUCAAAGAUACAUUUCUUUGAAUUAAGGAUUACACAGUUGAUCAAAACAGCUCUUGCACAAGGAAAAUUUCUCAGCAGGCACUGCUGCUUUAAAUGAAAAUUGUCUGGGGUGACUCACUGAGAAACACCACACAAUACCUGCAGGGCAUCUGCAUGUUAAUGGAGUAUGUGGUUUGGUUUUGUUUGGAAACUUCCUUAGCUUUGAUUUCUAAAUCUUGCAGUUACACUUAGCAAAUAGUAUUUUCCAGAUUGAUGAUGUCUUCCCUGGUCUUCUUAGAGAAGCCUUUUACUUGAAACUUAGGAGAAAAUAACUUACAAUUUUUGCCCAGACUUUUUUUCCUCCUGCAUUUUGUUUAAUAGCAAACUGAGUAACAGAAAAAGAUUCAUAUUGGCCCAAGCUGUGAUGAAAGAGGUCAGUUCCUUCCUAAUGGCAUUCACCCCACUCCCAGUUAUCCAGUGGAAAAACACAUAGUGCCAUUUGGGCUCUGAGUAAUAGAAAAGUGAGCACGUGGUAAAGUGUGAUACCUCCAGGUGAGCACCAUCCUACCAGGUUGGUUUCAGAAUUUCCCUUUCUGACUAGUUAGAACUUGCAAAUAGCAACAGGUGAUGGGAAUUUGAGAGUUACAGCAAUAGCCUCUUACAUGAUGAACCUGGAUAUGAACACGAGAGCUGCAUCUGCAAUUCCUCCCCAAAUGGUCCCAUUAGUUUUAGCUUCUCUGUGGUAACCCUGUAAGUGACUGAGGGUUUAUUUACCUAAUAAUUUAUUUACCUGCCAUGAAUGGCAGGCACACACACAAUACACACUUGAUUUUUCCUGUUGCCUUACAUAGUAGAGAAAAAAGUAUUGAUGCAGUAGUACUUUAUACUGUAUCUGUCUUGCAGUCCUUGUGCAGAACUAAGUGGAGUAUGCUUAUGACAAUGCAACUUUCUUGUUUUUCUUAGAUUUAUUCUAUUAUACAAAAACACAACAACAAAAUCCUAGUUACCAUAGCAUGCUAUAGUGAAAAGAGUAGCAGGAAACUAGUUUGCUUAAAAGAAACAAGAGUUGUUAAGGUUACUCUAUGUUUUAAUUAUUUUAUGUAACAUAAAUACAAAUACCUAAAUUCUGAUGUUCCACUUUGCCAUUUAGAGAAUUUGAGCUUAGCUCACGUGUUACUUCCUUAACAUAUUCUUGGGUACAUAGCCUGCAAACACAGCUACUAGAUGUGUAUAUAAAGACAGUUGCAAGUGCUUUUUUGCUGUGGUGUUCCACAAGCACUGAAGGUUUUCCUGCAUUUUCAGUUCAACUCUCAUCCCUUUUUACGAGCGACAACCCCAUCAUUUCUCCUUAACCAAAAUGCCAGAGCAUUUGGGAGUUAGCCAGCAUCCUAGGGCUUAGUAAAGCUAGUCCCAACAUGAUCUUGCAAGCGUAGUAACUUUAUUUCCUACUAAAAUGGCUGAGUUCUAUGCAUCAAACUGCACUCAGUUUUGAUUAUUGGGUUUUAACACUUUAAUGAAAGUAAUAUAACCCUUAUUUUGUCAUUUUUCUUGUCAUUUUUCCAUGUACAGCCACAGCUGUGCUAAUUUCUUUCAGAAGUUGUUUUUAAUUAGAUUAUUUUAGUUAAAGUUUACUUCCCCAUUCUUUUCCUGUGAUACAUAUUCUUAACUUUAAAAAUAAAUUUUAAAAAAAUAUUCUAGUCACAUCAAACAAUCCUUUGCUAAGAAUACAUUCUACAAAACUGUCCAAAAAUAAUAUUCUAUGGAACU
Messenger RNA from Pipra filicauda (Wire-tailed manakin), 4931 nucleotides. It is a transcript of the gene CAPNS2, whose product is annotated as calpain small subunit 2. NCBI's taxonomy places the organism in Eukaryota, Metazoa, Chordata, Aves, Passeriformes, Pipridae. The transcript has a single exon. Gene Ontology annotation, molecular function: calcium ion binding. The record is from RefSeq and is a predicted model, not a curated record. Bases 1551 to 2300 code for a protein of 249 amino acids.